Messenger RNA from Trypanosoma theileri, 558 nucleotides. RefSeq lists its product as uncharacterized. The record is from RefSeq and is a predicted model, not a curated record. Lineage: Eukaryota; Euglenozoa; Kinetoplastea; Trypanosomatida; Trypanosomatidae. The coding region runs from base 1 to 558 and encodes 185 amino acids. The transcript has a single exon.
AUGCAUUCUCAUGAAUGCUGCCCAUUGGCGCCAUUUAUCCGCCGAAAGCGUGUGCGAAGGCCCGUUGCCCCGCAUUUUCGGGGAAGCCAUGGGCAAGCAAUGCUCUCUUGCGGGCGCCCCCUGGCCACAAGCCGCGAACAAAGCGCGGCAUCGGAACGAGCGCGUUUUGCCGAGGCACUAUUUAUUCCAAGAAGAUCCAGGAACGCACACCAGCAUACCAUCAGCAGCUUUAUUUUGCUUAACCCACCCCUCUUUGAAAGCCCCUGUGGGAAAUCAAGGCCUCGAAAGAUGGUAACAAUUGCGACGCCCCGUGGUAUAUAUAGAUUUCGCCACUGGGGAAAAACGGAAAGGCAACAGAAAUUUAUGAUCCACCACCUAAGAGAUUCUUACAGGCUUCUUUACCAUGACCGCGAAGCGCGUUCAACGGUAGAAAUAGAAUAUAAAAAUCAAAAAAUACACGUUCCGUAUAAGUUGAAGGUGGGAUUUUUCCCGCCACCUUCGGCACUUUCACAACUAAGACUGUCCCAAAGCAGAAAGAAAACGACUGCGGGUAUAUGA